AUGGACGUCACCCGCAUCACGGAUGUCACCUGCACCACGGAUGUCACCCGCACCACGGACGUCACCCGCAUCACAGACAUCACCCGCAUCACGGACGUCACCUGCAUUAUGGACGUCACCUGCACCACGGACGUCACCCGCAUCACGGACGUCACCCGCAUCACGGACGUCACCCGCACCACGGACGUCACCCGCAUUACGGACGUCACCCGCACCAUGGACGUCACCCGCACCAUGGAUGUCACCCGUAUCAGGGACGUCACCCGCACCACGGACGUCACCCGCACCAUGGACGUCACCCGCACCACGGACGUCACCCGCACCAAGGACGUCACCCACAUCACGGACGUCACCUGCAUCACGGACAUCACCCACAUCACGGACGUCACCCACACCACGGACGUCACCCGCAUUACGGACGUCACC
Molecule: messenger RNA, 426 nt
Organism: Volvox carteri f. nagariensis
Lineage: Eukaryota; Viridiplantae; Chlorophyta; Chlorophyceae; Chlamydomonadales; Volvocaceae
Exons: 1
Source: RefSeq, a predicted model, not a curated record